This is a messenger RNA of Oryctolagus cuniculus (rabbit), 3258 nucleotides long. The record is from RefSeq and is a predicted model, not a curated record. NCBI's taxonomy places the organism in Eukaryota, Metazoa, Chordata, Mammalia, Lagomorpha, Leporidae.
AGCCCCGGGCGCCAGGCCUCGGUCGUCCUCCGCCCCUCCCUCGGCGCUGGGCUCGCGGCGGCGUCCGGGGCGUGGCCGUUGGCUCCGGCGCCCCUGUCCCGGGGCGGACCGGGCCCGCCCACCUGUGAGGGAGAUGAUGGGGCUGGGCCGCUCCCCGGGCGCCAGCUCCGGCUCCGCCCGGGCACCCCUCGCCCUGGGCGCCCCGCGCUCCCGGGUCCGAGCCCCCUCUCCGGGGUCGGGGGUCCUGCCGGGCUCCGGACGCGGGGCCUGGGCUGGGGCUGGCCCUUCCCGGAGGGGAACCCGGAGCGGGUUAGGGAGAGAGGGCGAGGCCGGCGGGUGGACCUGGGCUUCCCGUUGGGCAGCCUGCGCCGCUCUUCCUCGCGGCCCGUGUGGGGGGCGUCUCGGAGAAUCACGUGGACAUCACCUGUCGCCCCCCUGAGCUGACAGCGGCCUGCUGCUUCGGGAACGCGGGGCCCUUCGUCGCUCUUAGACGGCCGCACCGACUUGGGGUCUGGACAAGCGAGGAAGUUUCUCCUCCUUUAGGCUCGUUCCGCACUGUGUGGCCGCUUCUCACUGUCCACCUGGACCGUAGAGAACAGGAGGAGUGGGAAACAGCCCCAUGGAGCGCAGGUCUCAGGAGAGUUUUGGCUGGGUCACCUGCGGCCUUUUCUUCCUGUGGGUGUGUUGAUACGGCUGAUGGAAAGCCGAAUAAUACUGAAUUUUAACCAGCAUGACGUCUAAUGCGUCUAAAAUUUUAAAUGUGCUAUUUGCACAGCCUGGUAGUGAAACAUAUUUUACAAGCAUAAUCUACAGAGUGUGCUGCCAAGUGAGACUUUAGUCAUCUUUACAGAUCUAACUAUUUAAUUGGAAAAGGAGGGAAGACAGACACUCCCCCCGGUGCCUGCCAGCCCUGCGGCUGGGCCAGGCCAAAGCCUGCAGCUCAGAACUCAGUCCAGGUCUUCCACCUGCUGUCUGCUAGGUUGCACGUCAGCAGGAAGCUGGAAUCAGGACCUGAGACCAAACCCAGGCUCUCAAAUAUGGGACCCUGGCCUCCCAAGCAGCACCAAGCACCUGCCCCCAGUCACAGAACAUUUUUAAACAAAUUAUCCUUUGGGAAGUUUAUUUUUAUUGGCACACAGUUUUAAAAUGUUUAUUAUAGUCUCUCGUUUCUGUUUUUUGUUUUUCCUGCUUUAGCCAAUGGCUUGUAGAUUUCAUUAUUUAGAAUCAGAUCUUGGCUUUGUCACCUGUUUUUUGUUUGAUUUUUUAAAAAUUCAUUAGUUUCUUCCUUUAUCAUUUUUACCUCUUAGUUGGCUACCUUGUUAAGUGUUUUUCUUUUUUUUAUUUUGAAUGUGUGAUGUUUUACUCUUUCCCAAAAUCCUACUUGAAAGUAUUUAUGAAUAUAAAUUGUCUCCUUAAAACUUUGCCAGUGACCAUGUAUGUUUAAGGUAUAACAUUCUCAUUUCCAGUCUCACUGGCAAUUAAAUUUUAAAGUUUUCUUUUUGACUUAGUAGCUGCUAAGGAGUACCUAUUUUAAGUUCCAGGCUCAAAAAAAAUUUUCUCUGUUCCAAACUUCCAUUUACAUUUAUUCUAUUGCAUCAGGUUUACAGAAUGUACUCUAUUCAAUUUCUUCUUUUUGACUAGAACUUUUUCUUUGUGGUCUGUGGCAAAUCUUAGCAAAUGCUUCCUGAGUGCCUGAAAAUAACUUUUAGAUGUUUGUUUCAUUAUACUCACAUCUGUUUAAGUUCUGUAUCUUUAAAGUUCUUUGCAUUUAUGACAGUCUUGCUUUAUAUAUAUAUAUAUAUGUAAUAUAUAUAUAAAGAAUUAUUUAUUUACUUGAAAGUCAGAGUUACACCUUGAGAGAAGGAGAGGCAGAGAGGGAGUCUUCCAUCUGCUGGUUCACACCCCAGAUGGCCACAACAGCCAGAGCUGUGGGAAUCCAAAGCCAGGAGCCAGGAGCUUCUUCCGGGUCUCCCAUGUGGGUGCAAGGGCCCAAGGACUUGAGCCAUCUCCCACUGCUUUCCCAGGCCACAGCAGAGAGCUGGAUCGGAAGUGGAGCAGCUGGGACUCAAACCAGCCCCCAUAUGGGAUGCCCACAUUGCAAGUGGUGGCUUUACCCGCUACACCACAGCACUGGCGCCUCUGCUUUAUAUAUUUUAAUUCUUGCUUUUCAACAAAGUAAUGGUUAACUACCGCGAGUAUCAUUCAGAUUAGGUUCUGAUUGGCAUAGACUGUAUUAAAUUUAGAUUAAAUUCUGCUUUAUUUAUAGGGCAAGCUAUUGAACCUUGUGGGAAGUAAGGUGAUCAUUCAUGGCAGGUGCAGAUUCAGGUAUGUCUUUGCCGAACUCGACUCUUUCCAGGGAGGGAAAUACAGAAGCAGAGAUCAUGGCUGCUGUGGUUUUUUCCAUUGGACCUCUGGAGUCACUGACUUUUAAAGAUGUGGCUAUAGACUUCACAUUGGAGGAAUGGAGACUGAUGGACCCUACACAGAGGAGCCUGCACAAGGAUGUGAUGCUAGAGAAUUACAGGAAUCUUGUCUCCCUGGGGCUUGCAGUUUCCAAACCAGAUAUGAUAUCUCAUUUGGAGAAUGGAAAAGGACCCUGGGCAGUGGUGAGAGAAAUUUCAAGAGGCCCCUAUCCAGACUUGGAAACUAAACUUGCAACCAGGAAUGCUAUACUAACAGAGGAUACUUCUGAAGAUUUAUCACAGGAGGCCAUAGUAGAGAAACUCACAAAAAAUGGCCUAUGGGAUUCCAGAAUGGGAAGAUUAUGGACAUGGAAUAACAGGAUUUUGAGACUGCAAAAUAGUCAGGAGAAUCACUUGAGUCAAAAGAUUGUUACACACAAGAAAAUGCCCACUGGUCAAAAGAGGCUUUAGAUUUGGAUCUGUUCUUUUUCCAGAACAAAAAGUUGUCACAGAAGAGCUCCACAGAAAAUUCCAACACAAGAGGAAGGUUUCACAAAAAAUUCAGAUUUGAUUACAGAUAUCCACUUGGGGAAGAUAAUUGGCAAGGAUCCAGAAGGCAGCAAAUCCACAAAGCAGACUUCAGAACUCACUCUGAGGGAGAAUCAAAUAAUAAAGAAAAACCCUAUAAAUGUGGCACAUGUGAAAAAGCCUUUCGCUAUAGGUCAUUACUCAUUCAACAUCAGAGAACGCACACUAAAGAAAAACCUUAUGAAUGUAGUGAGUGUGGGAAAACAUUCAGCCAGCCCUCGUAUCUUAGUCAGCAUAAAAAAAUUCACACUGGAGAAAAACCCUAUAA